This is a messenger RNA of Chlorella variabilis, 461 nucleotides long. RefSeq lists its product as hypothetical. The record is from RefSeq and is a predicted model, not a curated record. The annotation marks the transcript as partial. Gene Ontology annotation, biological process: RNA methylation. NCBI's taxonomy places the organism in Eukaryota, Viridiplantae, Chlorophyta, Trebouxiophyceae, Chlorellales, Chlorellaceae. The transcript is spliced from 3 exons. Gene Ontology annotation, molecular function: methyltransferase activity.
GCCCCGCCCCCGCCACCGGCCUGGUCGUCGCCAACGACGCCGACGGCAAGCGUUGCAGCCUGCUGACGCACCAGACCAAGCGCAUGUGCAGCCCCGCGCUGGUGGUGACCAACCACGAGGCGCAGGCCUUCCCGCUGCUGCGCAACCUGGUGCCGGGGGCGCAGGAGCGGCGUGUCCUGUUCGACCGCAUCCUGUGCGACGAAGGUGGCGGGCGGUACCGCGGCGUGGACCCCAUCGUCCCCUUCCUGGACCCCCAGCAGCUUCCCGCCAUGCGCGCCUUCUACGGCCUGGCGCCGCAGUGCCCCGUGCCCGAUGCCCUGAUCUCGCGCUCCACCGACCCCCACCCCAAGAAGCUCUACUACGUGUCGCCCGCCGUCAAGCUGCUGCUGCGCCAGGACGCGCGGGAGCAGGUCAAGGUGACGGCGGCGGGCGUGAAGAUUCUGGAGCGGCAGGACAGCAAG